AUGCCGUACAGCACGGCCGAGGCCGACGCGCCGAACGAGAGCACCGCGUCCUUCUGCGACCCCGACCGGCCUGACCUCUUCUACCACCUCUUUGAGGCGCCGACACCGAUUUCCGCCUCCGUCCCCGUCUUCGCGCUCUCCUUCCUCCCAGACCCCCCGCACGACGUCCAGUCUGACACCGUCAUCGGCUGGCUCCCCGCCGGCACCCCCGCAGACACAGACGCGGCGGACGGCGCGGGGCUGAACGACUUUCAGGAGAACGACAAGUUCCACGCCCUCCUGCAGGAAGCCGUCCGCUCCGCGCUCGCCGACGGCACGGACUACGUCCAGAUCAACUCGGCGCUGCAGACGCAGCAGGGCUGGAUGCACAUACAUGACAACCGGAACAUUCCCGCGCUCGGGCGCAUUGGCGACCCCGACGACAUCCUCGGCUCCGUGCGUGUCGAGGACGGGCAGAUCCUGCCAGAGACAUACCAGCCGAUGCCCUCGUACCGUCUCUGCACGUCCGACGGUAUCGUCCAGCUCACAGAGGGCAUCGCACAGCGCCUGCGUGAGCUCCUUGAGGCGCGUGCGGCGGAAGGGCGGUGA
Molecule: messenger RNA, 588 nt
Organism: Sparassis crispa
Lineage: Eukaryota; Fungi; Basidiomycota; Agaricomycetes; Polyporales; Sparassidaceae
Exons: 4
Coding region: 1-588 (195 amino acids)
Source: RefSeq, a predicted model, not a curated record